AUGGGCUGGAAGGGCGUACAGCUUCUACGCCCUUCUCGCCAAUACUUCCUUGACUACAUCGUUGGACCGACUAGUUCUCGUCGCCCGCACCCCUGCCCAGCAGCUGGCGGAUUCCCUGAGCGGAGAUCUGAAACUGAAGUCACCCUCGCCGACCUCCUCGCCCAAUCCUCAUCGUUGCUAUCCCCCACCACACUGGAUGUCUCCACCGUCGAGCUCGACAAGGUGGCCCUCGCGGAGGCCAACGAGGCCAAAUACAAAGCAAGCAGGACGACUUCGAUCCAAUGCAAUCUGUGUUCUCGGGGCUGGCGCGCGCCCAUCAUGAUCGAGCAGCCGUCGACGAAGAUCUUCUCGCUAGAAUUGGCUCCGCGAAACAACCCGACAAUCAUCUCGCGCGCUGUGGCACGCAUACUCCAGACCGAGGUCACAUCCUCCUCCCCCAGCAACAUCGACUAUAUGUACCUUCAAAACGGCGCAGGUUUGCUAAUCAGUCGCGCCGUGCCAGACAAGCGCAUGAAUGAGCGGUUCCGCGAGCGCGAACAGGGCAGCGCCACGCUGAUGCUGCUCUCCGGUGCCGUCCAUGCGGCGCUCUUUGUGCAAAAACCAGGCCAACUGAGCACGGUGGACUUUGUCACGAAGAAGAAUCCUCCCGCCGCAGCAGACAACGACCACGUCGUCGUUAAGGUAACCUGCACCGGACUCAACGCCAGAGACGUAGAAUCGCCUUUCUCCUAA
Molecule: messenger RNA, 732 nt
Organism: Aspergillus tanneri
Lineage: Eukaryota; Fungi; Ascomycota; Eurotiomycetes; Eurotiales; Aspergillaceae
Exons: 2
Coding region: 1-732 (243 amino acids)
Source: RefSeq, a predicted model, not a curated record